AUGACUCGAAAUUUAGUGGAGGAAAGGAAGAUACUAUUGGGGUUCGAGAAACCUCUAAAUGUUCCACCAUUAACUGUGCGCAGGCGUUUAACCCCUUGCGCUGGGCAAUCGGACACGAUACGGAGGCGAUACGAAAGGAAGGCAAACACGAAGCUGCGGAAACGCGGCGAGGAAUGGCGGGACGCGGUGUACGUGGACGACGCGCCGAUAAACGGGCCGAAUCUCUACGUGAUUCUCAGUUGCUUCCACGAUCCUGACUUGCCCCAGCAGCUGAUAAACGUGGGCGUGCCACUGCGCUGCUUGAUGCAGAUCAAACGUCCCGGCGAGCGUCUCGUUCACGACGGUGAUGUCGAGACCAGGCCCGGGAAACUGUACUUCCUCGAGGAGUACAGCGCGCGUGUGCUCAAGCUGUACAAUUUUUGGACGAAGCUCGAGGAACGAUCGAGGGACCCCGUGGCGAAUCCGGAGCUCGGCGACGUCGGCUUCCUUGUGUUCUCGCCGCCGAGGUUCGACGAGGAAUCGUCGAAAGACGACGACGAAGCGCUGAAGAAAGACACGUACGACAGAGUGUCGUGCAUCCUGUACGAUUUCUACGACCUUUGCAGGCAGCACGGUAACUACUUGAAGAGCAUGAGAGUGGAGGUUGGCAUGGAAGCGGAUGGAAGAGCGAACACGCAGGUUUACGAGACGUUGUUGGAUGGGUUCCCUUCGGAGUGCGUCUCCGUGCCGCUGAUAUUGUUCGCGAUACUGACGCAAAUCGUGGCGAACGAAAGGGGAACUACAGCUACCGGGACAACAAGCGAGAACCAGCACGACGUAGAAACGGAAGCGAAAAGCGAAACGACGAAUAAAUCACCGGCCGUUCCUCUCGCUUUCGAGGAGAAGAUCAAGAGCCUGGAUAUUAAAUACAAUCUGGAGGACGAAGAACGCGACAUCGGCCACGACGGACAAACCGUCAGUGACAUUAAACUAAUUCUUCACGAGGACAGCCUGCUAGAGGCGAUUCGUCUUCUCGAUGACUCUGCGAUUCAACGGAUGAUCGCGAACCCGACAGAUUUGAUCGACAAUAUUCUGCCCAUCUUCCGACAACCGGUGAUCGCGAAUUUUUUCCAAAAGCAUAGUACAUCCGAGGGAAAAUCGAACGAGUACACCCGUCACAUCGAUAACAUCCGACGUUACUUUGACGAGGAGGUGAACGACGAAGAGGUCCGACAUCAUUUGCACGUGUUAAUGUUCGACGGAAUGAUGUCUCGAUUGAACGAGUUCGAAACGAUGGAGGCAGAAACGUCUGGGAUUAUUAAUGACGCGACGACGAAAGGGGAGAAGGUGUCUGUGCUGGAGUCACCAGAAUCCUUAGAGCGUAGCAAGUCUCUGUCGAGCUUCUCGACGAAGCGGAUGCGCGAGCUGCGUUUCCUCAGCGACGGGAACAUCGAUUACGGUAGAACGGUACCGGAGAUCGCCCGGUGCUCACCCCUGUUCGACCUGAUAGACCCGCGUGAAUUAUUGGCGCCCGGUUACUUGGCGCGGAACAUGUUCGAGGCGAGAGCGGCGGACAGAGCUCGACCGGAGGACUUCACCGACGUGCAGCUAAUGCCCGAAGCGAUUUUUCUGCAGCUUGUUCAUCGGUGUCUCACGGUGUUCGACCGUCUGGCUCCUCGAUACUUCGAGCCCACGGACUCGCUGUUACUCUGUUUCUACAACGAUCGGCGAGCCGGCCGCGUGCACGAGGAGGAACGAACGUCGAGCAUUCGGACGCCGGUCCGGCUACGCGAUUUCUGCGAAUACGUGGCCCCGGAGGAGAGGGACUGGCUACGCCGCGAGGAGGAACUCCACCGACUGCAGACGGCCAAGUCGGUGGAGAGAUUGAUGAGAAGAAGCUCCGAGAUAUACGAGGAGACGAUGCUGUUUUGCGACGAGGACUUUGUCCUGCCCGGGACGCUGAAGGCGAGAGAUUUGCAGGCCAGGCGGAAGGGUGAACUGCAAGAUGACGUAUCGUCCAAUACCCCGACAGAGAAGACGACCGAGGAAGGGAAGAAGAAGAAGAAGAAGAAGAGACCGUCUAAGGGAGGCAAAAAGAAGAACGACAAAUCGAGCAGUCCGAGAAAGUCGGUCGACGUCGAAACUUCUCCGUUGAUUACUGGAAAAGUGUCACCGGGCCCUCCUCCCGACCGGGCCGAGAGUGAACCAGUUUAUGAUUUCGUUGGUUACGAUCUCGGGAGACUUCGCGUACAAGUGACAAAUCGCAGGAGAACGUUUCGUUCGGCCGACGACACCCUGGUCCGAGUCGAAGUGGACGAUUGGCUUUACAAGGCCAAGCAUUUGAGAAUCACCGUCACCAUCCGCGGAAACAGUCUACGAUUAUCUCGUAGGAUCGACGCCCCCGAAACGGACGAAAUGUUCCAUUUGACGAGCAAGCUGGGAAUUAUUCUUGCUUUCCAGAAACUGUCGUCACCACAUGCAUCGACGAAUCGUUCUCACACGUGGCAAAACACGAUCGUGGAGCACAGAAUUUCUUGGCCUACGGGAUUACUGAUAGAAUCGGUGGUCGGUGACGGGCCAGACAAUCCGUAUUACAUUCGACAGUCCUACACACCGAGAGGUUACGUCAACUCCGAAAAUGAUCGUGAAAUUUGCAGAAAGUUUCUCAGAAACGGGACGGUUCUCAAGUAUUUACACGACGGCAGGGUGAUAGUUCUUCGUCCAAACGGGGUAGUCGUGACUUGCACCGCGUUUGAGAAGCUUGGAGUCAAGCGGGGAAGAAAUUACGACCACCAGGCCAAAGAUGGUUCAGGUGACAGACCGAAAGAGACGAAGGAGUCCAAAACGAGAAGAAAGCCAAUGAGUGACUUGAAAUCUUCGUUGUUCGAAACCGGCGAGGGAGAUCUCGCGUCCGCUCAGAAGAAUUUAACAACGAAUCUGGAUGUCCUGUCAGCGACGGACAACACGGUCAAAGUGUCACGGUAUACGGUCUUGAAUGACGAUGGCCGGGUGUACGAGGUGGUGGACGACUUGGUCGUAAGUGAACAUCAUCGAUUACUCGUGAGAACGGCGUCCGACUACGAGGUCGACGAGAAAUUCACGCGGCGGGCUGACGGCACCAACGUGUUGCUGAAUUCCAAUGGUGAAUUGAUCGUCAGAUUCCCAGACGGUACGCGUAUCACGACCGGCUACACCAUAGAAAAAGAACCAGUGACGUGUGACUGGACCGAGGAGGAGGUUCUCUUGUAUUUCGCCACCGACGAGCAACGCUGCGCGGAUCGUUCGUUAUCGAAUCCAGGAUACGUGGACGAGCCGCGUACGUCGCCGUCGUACGAGGAGGAGAAAAUAAACGAGCUAUUGAUCAGGGACAGCUUCGUCUCGGUGCUGUUGACGUGCCGCGCCGAGCACAAGAACUAUGCCGCCGUGUCGUACGAUCAGUCAGCAGUUAACUGCACUUUAUCAAUGCCCGACGAUCUUCGAGUCAGCAUAUCAAGGAGAGGUCAUUACGAAGUUUUGAUGGCGGACGGAGUUAAUCUAAAGUUAGUACGCGACGAUCCCCAAUCACGGUUCUCAGUGGACCAAGAGAAGAAACUCGUCCAAGAGAAAACGAAGAUGACAGUGUACGAUCGCCUGGAAGACAGUCUGCACGCUCUGUCGUUGGGCACGAGGAAGACGAUCGACGUGGAAACGUACAAGAUCGGUCUCGAGAGGCAGUGGCAGACGAAGAAGUCAAACGGUCUUCGAAAAUCGAUGAAACACGACGAAUUCCUCGGGCACAAGACACUGGAGACGGAGGAACUCGAGUGGUACAAACGAUGCAUGAAGGAGAAAUUCAUUCUACCGUAUUUUCAGAACAUCGCCGGCACGUGUUUCCUCUGGGUGAUAGAUUGCAUAAAUAACGCGUUGAACGUGCCUGUUAUUGAAUCCUCUGGCGAAAUCAGCGAUUGUUAAAUCUUUUAUAUUGCUGACAAAUGUGUGAUUAUUAACGAGUCGACGAUGAC
Messenger RNA from Frieseomelitta varia, 3980 nucleotides. RefSeq lists its product as uncharacterized. Bases 1 to 3930 code for a protein of 1309 amino acids. The record is from RefSeq and is a predicted model, not a curated record. The transcript is spliced from 10 exons. Lineage: Eukaryota; Metazoa; Arthropoda; Insecta; Hymenoptera; Apidae. Gene Ontology annotation, biological process: epithelial cilium movement involved in extracellular fluid movement; axonemal central apparatus assembly. Gene Ontology annotation, cellular component: axonemal central apparatus.